UUUCAAGGAAAGGUAGCUAAGAAAGAAGAGGCGAAACAAAACCAACAUAUCCUCACCACUCUCUAGGCCAUAAAUACACCUCUGAAAGCCUAGUAUAAAACUUUGAGCUUCCUCUCUUGGUAGUGGUUCUAGUGAGCUCAAUUGCCUUCGUUUGCAAUGAUUCCAUUGAGCAGACGAAGUACAAGGAAAGAAGUAAACAGAGGCUCUUGGACAGCAGAGGAAGACCAGAAACUGGCUCAAGUUAUUGAAAUCCACGGUCCAAAGAGGUGGAAGUUUGUUGCAACCAAAGCAGGUCUUAACCGAUGUGGGAAGAGUUGCAGGUUAAGAUGGAUGAACUAUCUGAGACCCAAUAUUAAGAGAGGCAAUAUAUCAGACCAAGAAGAAGACUUGAUACUUAGGCUUCAUAGGCUCCUAGGAAACAGGUGGUCAUUGAUUGCUGGAAGACUACCAGGUAGAACAGACAAUGAGAUUAAGAAUUAUUGGAACUCCCAUUUGAGCAAAAAGAUAAAGCAGAGAGAAAGACAAAACAGAGCAGUCUCAAAAGCAGAACAAGAGUCCUCUGACACUAAGAAUAUCCAGGUAAUGGAGGUGAAUGCUCUGACAAUUGGAAGAGAAGAUGCCUCCAAAUGCGAGGAGAGCUUCAAGUCUGGCUUUAAUGGAGACGAGUUUUUUGACUGCUCAAGUGAUGAAGGGCCUUUGAACUUGGAGUGGAUGAAUAAAUUCCUUGAAAUGGAUGAGAGUUGGUUUACUUUGCAUGACAUUUAAGCUUUGUUCCUUUCUUUUUUUCCCCUUCUCUUUUUCUGGUUAUUGCAUUUGUGAGGCCUUUUGCUAAUUCUAGGAAAAUCCCACUUCAUGUUUGUUCCUUCUGUAUCUAUUUUCCACUAUGUGAGGUUCUUUUUCCUUGAAUUAACAAAGCAUAUGUUGGUGUGACAA
Molecule: messenger RNA, 933 nt
Organism: Prunus avium (sweet cherry)
Lineage: Eukaryota; Viridiplantae; Streptophyta; Magnoliopsida; Rosales; Rosaceae
Product: transcription factor MYB114-like
Biological process (GO): cell differentiation; regulation of DNA-templated transcription
Cellular component (GO): nucleus
Molecular function (GO): transcription cis-regulatory region binding
Source: RefSeq, a predicted model, not a curated record